UGUGUUUUCAGCAUGCCUUCACCAGCUGUGAAAUGGAUGCUGCUGUGUACGCUGACAGUCUGGAUGGCGUGUGCCUGCAUGCUGAAGAAUCACACCUUACUGAUUGAGAAGCAUGACUGUGCCCAGUGCGUGGCUGUCAACACUACUAUCUGCAGUGGCUACUGUUUCACCCAGGACACCAAUUUGAAGGGACGGUUUGGGAGGCUUUUCCUCAUCCAGCGUAGCUGUGUGCCUCUCGGCCUGGUGUACCAUGCCGCCUGUGUGCCGGGCUGCCCUCAGGGUGUAAACCCACAGGUUUAUUAUCCCGCAGCCCAUCGGUGCAGCUGCAGGCGCUGUGACACGCGCACACACCACUGCAUCCCCGCCAGGCCAUUCUCUUACAACCAGUGCAGCAAGACCAUCGGCAGUAUCUGAUGUAAACGAUCCAGCUGUCGGACUUGCUGGAUCAGCAGUGUUUCUGCUUGUUGAUGCUACUGUAGUGCGUCUCUGCUCAUGUUGUCUUCUCCAGCUUGUUAGGCAAGAUGUUGCAAUAAAACACUAUGUUGAGCAUGCAUUAUAGCUUACUUGUGAAUUGUAACGCCUGUGUAAGCUAAUGAAACAAGAAGGAACGUAUGGAAAUAAGUGAGUGCAUUUGCGCUAAAGUUAAAUUUGUGUGCUGACAGAAUUAGUACAUACGUGUUCUAGGCCAGUGGUGGAAGAUGUAUUAGUAAAGGUACAGUGAAAAUGUGGAAAUGUACAGUGAAAAGUGCACUGAAAAAGUUACCCCAGUAAAAGUAUGUAAACAGGAAAAUGUAUUCAGUGU
Scatophagus argus is the source of this 802-nucleotide messenger RNA. RefSeq names its product follitropin subunit beta-like. Gene Ontology annotation, biological process: G protein-coupled receptor signaling pathway. The coding region runs from base 13 to 414 and encodes 133 amino acids. NCBI's taxonomy places the organism in Eukaryota, Metazoa, Chordata, Actinopteri, Scatophagidae. Gene Ontology annotation, cellular component: cytoplasm; extracellular region. The transcript has 2 exons. The record is from RefSeq and is a predicted model, not a curated record. Gene Ontology annotation, molecular function: hormone activity.